AUGUCAAAGAGAGCAGCAGUACGGGUUGAAGAGAGACAAAACAAGGAAAAUGGAAAUCAUGAGACCGAAAGUAGCUCUAAAAGCAAUGCAAAUAGGGAACAUUUCCCGGAAAGUGAUGGUUCAAAUUCGAAAUCGGAAUAUUUUGCAUCAAUUUCAUCUACUGCUAUCACCAGUCAACCUUAUCCACAAACAAACUUUUCCAAGAAUGCUAAAAUUUCAAAUGCUAUCAGUGGUCAAACUGGCAACAGAAAUGGUACAGACGAGGAACAAAAUAAUUAUUUACCAAUAAUUGAACAUAAAACUUUGCUAAAACUUGAACCACUCAAACAGUUUUACAUUCGACAGAACUCUAAUGUGAUGGAUACAUUUCUUGGUUUUCUUAGAAGGAAUCGAUAUGUUGUCCAAGAUAUCGAUGGAAAAUUGAUUUAUCAUGUAUUUGAAACAUCAGAUAAUACAUGUCAAUGUGAUUGUAGGACACCGCGAUAUUCUCAAUUACAUUUCACCACUUCUACAGGACAAGAAGAGAUGAGAAUGGAAAAAAUGAUAACAUGUCCAAGUUUUUUUACGCGAUGUGGUACUUAUCCAGUAUGCUGCACAUUUUCGACUAAUAAUUCUCAUCAGAUAAUGAUUGAAUCGCCUCCAGGACUUAUUAUUGGUGCAGUUAUCCAACAAAUUAGUUUCAUCAGACCUUACUAUCAAGUAGAGGACGCAGAAGGGAAUCUAAAAUAUUUUAUUGUUGGUUCAACACAUAAUUUCGGUUGCUUUGCAUGUUGUUGCUGUAAUAUACAGUAUGAGGUGAUAUCAGCAAGUAAGAACAUUCUUAUUGGUAUUAUCAUUAAAAAAUGGGCAGAAACGAAUGAUAAAACCACAGCUAUUGACAAUUUCAAUAUCUCAUUUCCACGAAAUAUCGCUGCAAGGGAUAAAAUGCUCCUGCUUGGAGCACUUUUUCUUAUUGCGAAUUUUAAGUAAGUGGAUACUAUGGAAAAACUUGGUAGGUUGCACAAGAUGACAGAAUGUAACAGGCCAAUGCUAACACCGAUUCCGUGA
Molecule: messenger RNA, 1047 nt
Organism: Cercopithifilaria johnstoni
Lineage: Eukaryota; Metazoa; Nematoda; Chromadorea; Rhabditida; Onchocercidae
Source: the annotation of a GenBank genome assembly